CUGCACACCAGGAUUUCCAGUGGGAUGUUUUAUUACCCAGAAUGGCGAACGGAAACAUGCUUGCCUAAUCCACAUGACGAAACUCAGUCUGCGAGAGGGUAAGUGACACGACUGGAGGCGUACAGCUUGUCAAGUGCAGACGUAGGAGUCCAACUCAGAGCUUUUUGGCUGGGAAGUCCCAAUCACACUGCCAGCCCUGUGGUUCCCCGGCCAUCUCCUCCUGGGCAGGAGUGCCCCGGAGCUGCUGGGGGCUGAGGAGGAGGCUGAGUGGCCAGAAGAGAGCACAACCAAGGCGACACUGCUUUUACCCUGUUUUAUGUGUGGAGGCUCGAUGGGGGAUAUUAGCUCUUAGGACAUGGCUAAGAAGAAGCGCCUGGCACAUAGUAAAUGUUCAAAAAUAUUUGCUGAAUGAGUGAAUGAAUAAAUGAACGAAGCAAAGUUCUCAGCCCGGUGAUCUACUGGGGAAAACAAUUGAGUAGGGGAUGUAAACGUUCUGAAUACAACAGAAGUAAUACUUACUUCCUCAUCAACCACGUUGAUAUUACUAUUACAUAUCACAGGGAAAGUGGAAGAAAUUGGGGUCUUGCAAGAUUGGUUUCCGCUCGACUUGAGCUCCAAAGCUAUAAGCAUUCAGGUGAAGACCACCUAACCUGUAAUGGACCCCCUAUGGAAAUUCCUCAAGAAGACACAGACAAGUUUAACGUAACCUACACUUACUCUGUGCGAUUUGAAGAAAACAAAAGGAUCAAGUGGCCGUCUAGAUGGGAUUAUAUUUUGGAGUCCAUGCCUCGUACCUACAUUCAGUGGUUUAGUAUUUUGAAUUCCUUUGUUAUCACUCUCUUCUUAUCUGGCAUGGUGGCUAUGAUUAUAUUGAGGACUCUCCAUAGAGAUAUUAUCAAAUACAAUGAGAUGAGUUAUUCUGAAGAUGUGCAGGAUGACUUUGGUUGGAAGCUGCUCCAUGGGGAUAUAUUCAGACCACCAAGGUAUAGGAUGUUGCUGUCAGUUUUCCUGGGCCAAGGAACACAAGUUUUGGUCAUGACGUUUAUCACCUUAUUUCUGGCCUGCCUCGGUUUCCUAUCACCCUCCAAUCGAGGCGCCUUAAUGACCUGUGCCUUUGUGCUCUGGGCCCUUCUGGGAACCGCUGCCGGAUUCGUGUCUGGAAGAAUGUAUAAGACACUUAAAGGUGUUCAAUGGAAGACAAAUUUUUUGCUGACGGCACUAUUAUGUCCUGGUAUCGUCUUUGCCGACCUCUUUUUUAUGAACCUGAUUCUUUGGGUGGAAGGCUCAUCGGCUGCCACCUCCUUUGGUACUCUGAUAGGGAGUCUCGCAGUGUGGUUUGGAAUUUCAGUACCACUAACAUUUGUGGGUGCUUACUUUGGAACCAGGAAAAAGUUUAGGUAUCCAGUUCACAUGAACCUGAUUCCCCAUCACAUUCCUCAGCAGAGUAUUUUUACGAAACCGCUGUUUGGCAUUGUGGUCAGUGGCAUUUUACCUUUUGGCUGUAUUUUCAUUCAACUGUUUUUCAUUCUGAACAGUAUUUGGUCUCAUCAGAUGUACUUUAUGUUUGGCUUCCUUUUCUUGGUCUUUAUAAUUCUCCUGAUUACCUGCUCUGAGGCUAUGGUUCUCCUGUGCUAUUUCCAUUUGUCUGCUGAGGAUUAUCAUUGGUGGUGGCAAGCCUUUUUCACCAGCAGUUUUACAGCUGUUUAUCUUUUCAUGUACGCACUUCAUUACUUCUUUACCAAACUUCAAAUCACAGGCGUUGCAAGUACCAUUUUGUAUUUUGGGUACAUGACGGUCGUGGUCCUGAUUUUCUUCCUUUUUACAGGGACAAUUGGGUUUUUUUUCCUGCUUUUGGUUUGUUAUGAAAAUCUACAGCGUGGUGAAAGUGGAUUAAAGACUGUCCCCAAAGGCCUCCGGGCACAUCACCAUGGCUUUCGAAUGUGUCCAUUUACAUCUACAUGAACACCUAUGAAGAUCUAUAGAUGUGCUUCCUGGUACACAUUUUAAAUAUACAUCACUUAA
Hyaena hyaena (striped hyena) is the source of this 2022-nucleotide messenger RNA. RefSeq names its product transmembrane 9 superfamily member 2-like. Lineage: Eukaryota; Metazoa; Chordata; Mammalia; Carnivora; Hyaenidae. Gene Ontology annotation, cellular component: membrane. The coding region runs from base 667 to 1962 and encodes 431 amino acids. The transcript has 15 exons. The record is from RefSeq and is a predicted model, not a curated record. Gene Ontology annotation, biological process: protein localization to membrane.